Messenger RNA from Strigops habroptila (Kakapo), 4363 nucleotides. RefSeq names its product leucine rich repeat containing 32 (gene LRRC32). Lineage: Eukaryota; Metazoa; Chordata; Aves; Psittaciformes; Psittacidae. The transcript is spliced from 3 exons. Gene Ontology annotation, cellular component: extracellular matrix. The record is from RefSeq and is a predicted model, not a curated record. Gene Ontology annotation, molecular function: protein binding. Bases 609 to 2639 code for a protein of 676 amino acids.
UCCAGAUUUCUGGGCUUUGUAUUUAUUAUCCUUGAAUCUUAAACUUUCAAUCCUUCAGCACUGUUUUCCUAAAGAUGCAGAGCGGGAUUUAGGUACAGGGUGAGGAGGCUGCAACCCUCCCGGAAUGCAACUCGUAGACACAAAACCCUAAAGUAAACACCCUGCCUUGCACCACGCAUGCAGCUAAAUAGCAUCGGCAACGGUAAGUUACUUAUUCCCUGUGGCCUGAUCCUGACAAGUUUCCCUGGCAAAAAUCUCCCUGUUUCUCAACGCCUGCCCCAAGCAAAGGGCUUCAGGAUGUCACACAGUAGCUGACUCCAUCCGGAGCACAGCGGUGGCUAGGACCCAGCAAGAGCCUGGAGAGGAGUGCGGAGGAAGACAAGCAACAUAAUUUAAAGCAGACACCGUCCCAAAUAAGGUUAUUUCCCUGAAAAUGCCUUCGUUCUGAAGUUGAGAGGGAGCCUUUUGGCGUCCUGAAUGAGUGAACAUGAAGCUGACGGGCAACUUCAUCGGUACCAGGACUGAACCGGUUUUGAAGAGCUGGAUAUGCGUUUUAAAGACAUGAUAAGCAGUGUGUGGGGAAGCGGGGAACCCUUGAAACAAGAACCAUGAAACUGUACAUCAUCUUCUUCCUGGCAGUGGUGAACAGAGGAACCUCUAACAAUCAGUCCACAGAGGGGAUGAUGCCCUGUGAAAUGGCAAACUUGCAGGCAUUUUGCCACAACAAAGACCUCCACCAAAUCCCUCAUGAGCUUCAUCCAAGUGUAAACAAAAUAGAUCUGUCUGGAAAUCUGAUUCAAAGCAUCCCUGAAAUGCCAUUGUCGUUUUACACUUCCCUCCAGUGCCUGGAUUUAAGCUCUAACCAGAUCAGCUUCAUCACGCCUGGAGUCUUUGCACACAUGACGAAUUUGCUGGAAAUAAACUUAGCCAACAAUCACUUAUAUGAGCUUGCUCAGAAUGGGACAGAAGGGAUUGGACUUUUACCCAAGGUGGAAAUACUGGACUUGUCUCACAACAGUCUGUACAAUGGGAUGGCUGAGUAUUUCACCAAACAAGCUCCAGCACUGCGGUAUCUCUCCUUGGCAGAAAACAGUAUUAUAAUGAUAUCACACAAGAUGUUUCAGGGAUCUCCCAGUCUUGUGGAGAUAGAUCUUCAGAGUAAUAUCAUCAUGGAAAUAGAAGAAGGCGCUUUUGAGACUCUAGUGAACCUUUCCAAACUCAACCUCUCCAUGAAUUCAAUUACUUGCAUCUCUGAUUUCAACCUCAGGCAGCUGGAGAUACUUGACCUUAGCAGGAAUAGCAUUGAGACCUUCCACACCACAAAAUCAGAUGAUGAAUAUAGCUUAAGAUUUUUGGAUUUGAGUGAAAACAAACUGCUUCACUUCCCAGUCUUCCCCCAGGUAAAUAAGCUGGUAAGUUUGAAUUUAUCAAAGAAUUUAAUCCAGCUCACUGCUGAAUCCCCUCACAAUAAAAUGGACUAUAUGGAAAAAGAAUGGAUAGAUGCUUCUUUUCAUCUUCUUGAUCAGAAGCAAAGUAGAAACAAAAGUUCUCUUUAUUUAUCCCGCCUUGUAUAUUUAGACUUAAGUUAUAAUGAAAUCAAAUCCUUUCCGGAUGAGUUCUUUGAAUCAAUGUUGUCCCUUCACACCCUGAAUCUCAGUAAAAACUGUCUUCAGGCGUUUGCAGUAACUUAUGACAGUGCAUUGACCUCCCUAACUGUCCUCGACUUGAGCUACAAUGCUUUGCAGAACCUUCUCCUAGACGCUGGCACACUGUCAAAUUUGAAGGAGCUCUACAUUCAAAACAACCAUCUUCAGACCCUACAAUUUGAUAUCUUCUCAAGCCUCCCUAGCCUCAGACUGCUUAAUCUACAGAGCAAUAAUAUCAGCCUUUGUAGCAUGUACUCAGGAUUAGCUAAGCAAAGACUUACUGGAGAGGAAAGUGGUUGUGUGUCAUUUGUUGACUCUCCUGAUCUUCAGUACUUAUACCUAGCUGACAACAUGCUGAGCAUCCUACCAGCAUAUACUUUCUACAAGACUUCUCUGGUCGUCUUGGAUCUCUCCAUGAACCCUGGACUGAAAAUAGAAGUUAAAGCAUUAUCAGGACUGGAAAAGUCUCUGGAAUAUUUGUAUUUACAUGGCAACAGCCUCAUAGAUUUAAAUAUUGACUUGCCUUGCUUUAGUCACCUUAAACAUUUAAACCUCUCUGAAAAUCAGCUGAACUGGCUGCCUAAGUGGGGUAGUGACUCUCCACUGGAAGUUCUGGACCUACGGAACAAUAGGUUUAGUACAUUACAGAACAGCAAUAUUUUAGCAUUAGAAAAUUCACUUAAAAACUUGUAUCUCACUGGGAACCCACUCAACUGCUGCGGAAACAUCUGGCUUUCGUCAAUGAUCCAGAACAAAAACGUCCAGAUCCCAAACGUGGAGCACUUAACCUGCCAGUACACUCAGAACUUUGGGUACCAGGAAGAAAUGCACAUCGGGAAUAUUAGACCAGAAAACUGUGAAAAAGAGGAUCUGAAGAAAAUCAACUUCCUUAUCAUAUUAACAUUUGUGUUGGUUUUAUCUGUGAUCAUCAUUGGUGUGGGUUCAUUUUUUUGCUUCCGCAGGCAAAACUUUAGCCAUCAGUUCAAAGCAUAGGAACACAAAAUGCCUUGAAAACCGAAGAAAUCAGGUGCUACACUGCCGCUGUGUAGAAAUGAAGGGUAAAAUUCUCAUCUUUGAUUUUUAACUGUGGAUCUUAAGAUGGUUUCAAAGUGCCCCUCAAGUGUGCCACUACAGUGCUCUGGGUUGCAGGGACUGGAAGGAGAAUUUGCCAUGUUUUGCACUUGCUUCAUGCUCUAGCAGAUCUGCUUAAAAACUGUGUUCAGUGGUAGAAGAGGCCACUGUAAAAGUCCUGCUGUUGUUUUGAGGGAUGUGUAAUUUAAACCAGACUGAAAGAAAAAGCCCUCUAAGGUCUUGAGACUUUUCACUAAGCUCAGAGAUGCUUCUUGAUCUCACCUUCACAGAAAGACUUGAUGGAAAUUGAGCAUUGUAACCAAAUCACUUUAUUAUGACAAUCAUUGAUGAUGUCGGCUGAGUAGGAAAGCCCUUCUCAAAGUUAUUGAGAUAAAGCUAUUUUGAAUGGGUCUGAGCUUUGCUUUUUUCCUAACUGGUUAGCUCCUAGUCCUUCCUAAACUGAAAUCAAAGAAAACUAUGCCAGGGCAGGCCAAAUCAUAAUUUUUCUCUGAAGUUGGUUGCAAAUUUCCUAUGAGUUCCAAAACAAUAAGAAUUUAGCUAAAAAAGGAAAUAACAAUUUGUGUCUGUUGUGUUUAUGGCUGCCAUUUAGAAAAUCCAAGGCUGACCAUGGGAACCAAAGACCUUGGUGGUAAGAAUCUCUUCAGACACCUCCCUUUGCUUGUAGCAUGUUGCUCCAGCCACUGGUGCAAGACACAAGAGGUAGAUGAGGUCAAUUAGUCUUGGUGCUUAAUACCCACGAGGGAUGGUAAGAGAAGUCUCAGGCAUGAAACAGCUGCUUUCUACAUUACCCAGAUCUGCUCAGAAGGUCACAGGUCCACAGUUCAACUCAAAGAGGAGAAAUUUGCCCCUCGUGUGCAAUACAUAUUUAACUGGGUUUAAUGUGAAGAAAUUCAUCUCUGGGGUGAAGGCUUUUUAAAAGGAAUAUCUUGGAGAAUGAAUUUCAAUCAGCUACCAUUGGACUGAAAUGUUUAUAUUUCUAAGGAAAACCAUUGGGAACUCACUGCAUACAGUUGUAUUUCAGUGCAAAAGAAUAAUAUAUCUAUUUUUAAAGGUCACAGGAGGUUAAACAGUAAAUAAGAGUGAAACAACACACAGGGAACCUAGUCCUGGGCCAUUAUUCGUAUCAGAUGUCUACUGUCUUUCCCUAAAAUGAUGUUAUGGUCUGGAGGACUGGCUGCAAGAAAAGUUAUGUAGAUCCUCAUUCCGUGAUGGUUUUAACAUUGGCCAACCUGUUGCUAAAACCUGACAGUGACAUAUAUUAUGUCCCUUACUUUGACAGCAAAUUCACCCUUUUGAAGUGAAAAAUAAAGCUCACCAAUGGUGUGAGCCUGACCUAUUAACAGGGUUCAGUGGCUUUGGAAGGAGCUGUAUCAGGUUUUCUGUUAAUGCCAGGAACUCUGCAUUAAGGCACAUAGGAGAAAUAGAGGUCAAACCAAAACCUGUCCAGGUAAAUAACUCAGAGUCCAAUUGCUGCUCCAUUUCUGUUUCUUCCAGCUAGUGAAUGUCAAAAUUAACACUACAAAAAGGUGUAUAAUUCUAUUUUUAAAGGAGUUAUGUAAGAAACUGGCUGGCAGUUUUCAUUGUGGAAUUUUGUACAAUAAAAACACCUUUGAAUUUUGUAAAAA